Meira miltonrushii is the source of this 291-nucleotide messenger RNA. RefSeq lists its product as uncharacterized. The record is from RefSeq and is a predicted model, not a curated record. Gene Ontology annotation, biological process: regulation of transcription by RNA polymerase II. The transcript has a single exon. NCBI's taxonomy places the organism in Eukaryota, Fungi, Basidiomycota, Exobasidiomycetes, Exobasidiales, Brachybasidiaceae. The annotation marks the transcript as partial. Gene Ontology annotation, molecular function: RNA polymerase II cis-regulatory region sequence-specific DNA binding; DNA-binding transcription factor activity, RNA polymerase II-specific. Gene Ontology annotation, cellular component: nucleus.
GAUGAUUGUGAAAAGACGUUUAGCCGACGAUCAGAUCUGGCACGUCACAAGAGAAUACACACAGGUGAAAGACCAUAUCCAUGCGAUUGGCCUGGAUGCGGAAAGAGAUUCAUUCAAAGGUCUGCGCUCACCGUUCACUCCCGCGUUCACACCGGUGAUCGACCACACGUUUGUGAAUUUGCGGGAUGUAACAAGAGCUUCAGUGAUUCAUCUUCUUUGGCCCGUCAUCGUAGAACACAUUCUGGUAAACGGCCAUACGUGUGCACAGAACGAACAUGCGGAAAGAUGUUC